Alnus glutinosa is the source of this 1399-nucleotide messenger RNA. RefSeq names its product mitochondrial hydrolase YKR070W-like. The transcript has 12 exons. Gene Ontology annotation, biological process: glycerophospholipid biosynthetic process. The record is from RefSeq and is a predicted model, not a curated record. Gene Ontology annotation, cellular component: mitochondrion. NCBI's taxonomy places the organism in Eukaryota, Viridiplantae, Streptophyta, Magnoliopsida, Fagales, Betulaceae. The coding region runs from base 71 to 1222 and encodes 383 amino acids.
GUUACCGUUGUAUUAUAGCCACGAACUCCGAGCAAAAUAGAACCAGAGAGAGCGAGAGAACUUGGGAGAGAUGAUGAUAUAUCGCUCGGUUUUUAGGGUUUCUCAGAUCAGGAACAAAGCGCCACUGCUGCUUCAACCUCAAGCUUCGCGCUCCUUCUCUCAGAUUCAAUCAAAGCCCGAACGGUAUUCUUUUGGAAUUGCAUUUGACAUUGAUGGUGUGGUUCUUCGUGGUCCCGUUCCCAUUGGAGGCUCUCCACAAGCUUUGAGAAGAUUGUAUGGAGAUUCUGGUUCUUUGAAGGUGCCUUUUCUGUUCUUGACGAAUGGAGGUGGCAUCCCAGAAUCCAGACGCGCCACUGAGUUAAGUGAACUUUUGGGAGUGCACAUUUUACCUUCUCAGGUCGUACAGGGUCACUCACCAUUUAAAACUUUGUUGAAAAGUUAUGAAGAUGAACUCAUCAUUGCCACUGGAAAAGGGGAACCUGCUCUUAUAAUGUCUGAAUAUGGUUUCAAAAAGGUCCUUUCAUUAGAUGAGUAUGCUUCUUACUUCGAGAACAUUGAUCCUGUAUCUCAAUAUAAGAUGUGGACAACUAAGCAGGAAUUGGUUAAGAGUAGCUACCCCAGGAAGUUGGUUCCAAGUUACAACAUUACUGCUGACAGAGUUAAGGCAGCUUUUGUUGUCAGCGAUCCUGUAGAUUGGGGCAGGGACAUUCAGGUUCUCUGUGACAUUUUAAGAUCUGGAGGCCUUCCUGGACAUGAGAACGGACAGCAACCACCUUUGUAUUUUGCUGCUGAUGAUCUUGAAUAUCAGGCUGCAUUUCCCUCUCAGCGUCUCGGAAUUGGUGCUUUCAGAAUUGCACUAGAAAGUGUCUUCAACAGAAUUCACCGUAAUACUCUGGAGUAUGUAACUUUUGGGAAACCAAAUCCAUUUGUAUUCAAGAACGCUGAAGCCAUACUGAGACAGCUUCAGCCAGCAUGUCAUGAUAAUUCUGUAAAUAAUGGAAGCAUUGGAUCACAUCCUUUCAAAACCCUUUAUAUGAUUGGCGACAACCCUUUAGUUGAUAUCAAGGGUGCACGGCAGGUAGGGCAUCCUUGGUUUUCUAUUUUGACGAGGACAGGUGUUUUCAGGGGGAAACAUAAUCAUGCAGAAUUGCCAGCUGAUCUGGUCGUUGAUACUGUUGAAGAGGCAGUGGACUAUAUUCUGAAAAAGGAGAGUAAUUCUUAGGACCUAUGCCUUUUUAACUGGUUCGUGCUCUCUCUCAUGAUUAAGUCAUUAAUAUGGCAGAAAGAAAAUUGAAGCCAGAAAAUGAAGGCAAUUUUUGUUUUAGCAAUUUGCUUAAACCAAGUUCUUAAUAUACGAUGAAGUCAUAUUUGCUUCUGUUACUUUUCUGAAUCUAUCUCA